CGCUCCGUCCCGCGAGAGGAAGGUGUGCUCUCGGUUCCGGAGUGGACGCCGGCGGUUGAGGGAGUGUAACGCCUGGUGCUGCACCAUGACGUCUGUGGGGACCCUCGCCUUUGAUGAAUAUGGCCGGCCUUUCCUCAUCAUCAAGGAUCAGGACCGCAAGUCUCGUCUUAUGGGACUUGAGGCCCUCAAGUCUCAUAUAAUGGCAGCAAAGGCUGUAGCAAAUACAAUGAAAACAUCACUUGGACCAAAUGGGCUGGAUAAAAUGAUGGUGGAUAAGGAUGGCGAUGUGACUGUAACCAAUGAUGGGGCCACCAUUUUAAGUAUGAUGGAUGUCGAUCACCAGAUCGCCAAGCUGAUGGUGGAGCUGUCCAAGUCACAGGAUGAUGAAAUCGGAGAUGGAACCACUGGAGUGGUUGUUCUGGCUGGCGCCCUGUUGGAAGAGGCCGAGCAGCUGCUGGACCGUGGCAUUCACCCCAUCAGGAUCGCCGACGGCUAUGAGCAGGCUGCCCGCAUCGCCAUCGAGCACCUAGACAAGAUCAGUGACAGCGUCCUUGUCGACAUAAAGGACACUGAGCCCCUGAUCCAGACCGCAAAGACCACGCUGGGCUCCAAAGUGGUUAACAGCUGCCACCGACAGAUGGCCGAGAUUGCCGUGAAUGCUGUCCUCACUGUGGCUGACAUGCAGCGCCGAGACGUUGACUUUGAGCUCAUUAAAGUAGAAGGCAAAGUGGGCGGGAGGUUGGAGGACACUAAGCUGAUCAAGGGCGUGAUCGUGGACAAGGACUUCAGCCACCCACAGAUGCCAAAACAAGUGGAAGAUGCCAAGAUUGCAAUUCUCACCUGUCCCUUUGAACCACCAAAACCAAAGACGAAGCAUAAGCUGGAUGUGACCUCUGUAGAAGAUUUUAAAGCCCUUCAGAAAUAUGAAAAGGAGAAGUUUGAAGAGAUGAUUCGGCAAAUUAAAGAAACUGGCGCCAAUCUGGCUAUUUGCCAGUGGGGCUUUGAUGAUGAAGCGAACCAUUUACUUCUUCAGAACAACCUGCCUGCGGUUCGCUGGGUAGGAGGACCUGAAAUCGAGCUGAUCGCCAUCGCCACCGGGGGGCGUAUCGUCCCACGGUUCUCAGAGCUGACGCCCGAGAAGCUGGGCUUCGCGGGUCUAGUGAAGGAGAUCUCGUUCGGGACAACUAAAGACAAGAUGCUGGUCAUCGAGCAGUGUAAGAACUCCAGGGCGGUCACCAUCUUCAUCAGAGGAGGAAAUAAGAUGAUCAUUGAGGAAGCAAAACGGUCUCUUCAUGACGCUCUGUGUGUCAUCCGGAACCUCGUCCGGGACAACCGCGUGGUGUACGGCGGCGGCGCUGCCGAGAUCGCUUGUGCUCUGGCCGUCAGCCAGGAGGCCGACAAGUGCCCGACCCUGGAGCAGUACGCCAUGCGAGCCUUCGCCGACGCCCUGGAGGUCAUCCCCAUGGCCCUCUCUGAGAACAGCGGCAUGAACCCCAUCCAGACCAUGACCGAAGUCCGAGCCAGACAAGUGAAGGAGAUGAACCCUGCCCUUGGGAUUGACUGUCUGCACAAGGGAACAAACGAUAUGAAGCAACAACAUGUCAUAGAAACCUUGAUCGGCAAAAAGCAACAGAUAUCUCUUGCAACACAAAUGGUUAGAAUGAUCUUGAAGAUUGAUGACAUCCGUAAGCCUGGAGAAGCUGAAGAAUAAGGAAAAACUUUAGGAUGAAAUGUCGGAGUAAGAUCCACUACUGUGAUUAAAUAAAUGGUGUCUCGUGUGCGUCUACAGUUA
Camelus dromedarius (Arabian camel) is the source of this 1792-nucleotide messenger RNA. RefSeq names its product chaperonin containing TCP1 subunit 5 (gene CCT5). Lineage: Eukaryota; Metazoa; Chordata; Mammalia; Artiodactyla; Camelidae. Bases 86 to 1711 code for a protein of 541 amino acids. The record is from RefSeq and is a predicted model, not a curated record. Gene Ontology annotation, molecular function: ATP-dependent protein folding chaperone; ATP hydrolysis activity; ATP binding. Gene Ontology annotation, cellular component: chaperonin-containing T-complex. The transcript is spliced from 11 exons. Gene Ontology annotation, biological process: protein folding.